GGACGCGCGUAUAGUACGAGACAUCCGCGCUCGGUGCAACAAGUGUCUAAGUCAAGCUGGAUUUCUACGACGUGCCAAAGCGCAUCUCCGCAAUGUCCGCCGAAGUGGAGAAAGGCAAUAAUGAAGAGACCAACGGCCAGACCAAUGGUGCCACCGACGUCAUCAGCACCACCAUUGAGAAACCCCGUAAACCGUUGAAGCAACUCUUGUUGGACAACUGGCAGAUCAUCAUCAAGUUAAUCGAGUUGUUGCUGUGCAUUGCGGCACUGGUCUUCGUAUGUGAACCAGCAAAAGUUACUGGUCUUGGCUCCAGCCACAUGCACCACAUCGGAAUUAUGUACACCGCGUAUACCGGAUACAUCCUGAUCAUCUCUGUGUUGUUGCUGGGACGUUACAUGGGGAGGCUGCCGUACAAGACCUCGAUGAUCUUCUCCGUUUGCGGUGCGUCCAUCUUCUUAAUCACCGCCACCUUGUUGAUAUCGACACGAUCACACCUGACACGUAUGCACAUCUUCCAUCCGAACGCCUACCUCAUGGUCAUGCUGAUGACCUCGAUCAUUAUCGCUUUCAUAAACGCUAUCGUCUUCGUGAUCGAUGCUGUGCUGACGUUCCGCCGUCAAGAGUCACUCUGAAUGUCGCACCCAUCGAUUACGGUGUUACGUAAGCACACGUGAUACUUCACCAGCAAAUAGAAUACUCGUACACAUCAUUAAUCGUGUUUCGACGCAAAUCGAACGCAAAUAAUGAAAACCUAUGUCAGUGAAAUCCGUCCAGUUGGCUUAGAAAUAAAAGUUGUUGAUUGUACGUAACCAUGGUAACCGUCACGAACUGUCAGCAGAAAUAAUUGUUUGUAAAAUAAAGCAGGCGCUACGGCGCCAAUAAAUUGCCCAAA
This is a messenger RNA of Dalotia coriaria, 892 nucleotides long. RefSeq lists its product as uncharacterized. The record is from RefSeq and is a predicted model, not a curated record. NCBI's taxonomy places the organism in Eukaryota, Metazoa, Arthropoda, Insecta, Coleoptera, Staphylinidae. Gene Ontology annotation, biological process: septate junction assembly. Gene Ontology annotation, cellular component: plasma membrane.